Messenger RNA from Leptonychotes weddellii (Weddell seal), 2392 nucleotides. NCBI's taxonomy places the organism in Eukaryota, Metazoa, Chordata, Mammalia, Carnivora, Phocidae. The record is from RefSeq and is a predicted model, not a curated record.
UCCUUUCAUUGUCUGUAUGACCUAUGCCUUCCAUACUCCAGAUAAACUCUGCUUCAUCUUGGAUCUGAUGAACGGGGGCGAUUUGCACUAUCACCUUUCACAACACGGGGUGUUUUCUGAGAAGGAGAUGCGGUUUUACGCCACUGAAAUCAUCCUGGGGCUGGAACACAUGCACAAUCGGUUUGUGGUUUACAGAGAUCUGAAGCCCGCAAAUAUCCUCCUGGAUGAGCACGGACACGUCAGGAUAUCCGAUCUCGGUCUCGCCUGUGACUUUUCCAAAAAGAAGCCCCACGCGAGCGUUGGCACCCAUGGGUACAUGGCCCCCGAGGUGCUGCAGAAGGGGACAGCGUAUGACAGCAGUGCCGACUGGUUCUCCCUGGGUUGCAUGCUUUUCAAGCUUCUGCGAGGGCACAGCCCUUUCAGACAGCACAAAACCAAAGACAAGCAUGAGAUAGACCGAAUGACCCUCACCGUGAACGUGGAACUCCCAGAGGCCUUCUCGCCGGAACUGCGGUCGCUCCUAGAAGGCCUGCUCCAGAGAGACGCCAGUAAGCGGCUCGGCUGCCACGGAGGCGGGGCACAAGAAGUAAAGGAGCACAUCUUUUUCAAGGGCAUCGACUGGCAGCAAGUCUACUUACAGAAGUACCCUCCACCCUUGAUUCCUCCCCGGGGAGAAGUCAAUGCUGCUGAUGCCUUUGACAUUGGCUCAUUUGAUGAAGAGGAUACCAAGGGCAUCAAGGUACACAUGUGAUGUUCGCCCUGGGUGUUUUGGAGGGUGGGGAGGCUUUUUAUUGGCUGUCAAACUGAGUGAUUGUCUUAGCAUUGGCCUGCUGGUGGAAUGUAACUUACCAGUCAAUACCUAUAUAUUGGAAGAAUGUAGAAGUCAAGGACCUAAAUUAGAAACGAUGAAAGCUUUCUGUGGACUAAUCAUUUUAUGUUUGACAACCUGGGAAGUGGUCAGUUUCUUACGGAUUUGGAUAUAUUUGUGAUUGGAAUAGAACUCGAACUUACAUGAGGCAGAGAAGAAACAGCUGUGACAGUGAACACACUUUGCCAUGGGCCGAAGAGCCAGCCAUCUUAAUCCUUUUAAGUUUUCAGACCUCUCUGUGUUAGGAUGAAGAGAGCAAACAGCAUGAGUCAUUCUGCAUUUGUCAAUCAAAAGUGAAAUAAUCACUGUGGUUUUUUUUUUUUAAUAUAAUUCUCUGCAUUUUUCAAACUUUUGUUCAUAUCAUUAUGUUUCCCAGUAGACAAGGCAUAAUUACAGACAGUGAGUCAUGAGGGAAAACCAUCCUCCUCAGGCUGCUAAGUCAGAGUGUAUCACUACAUGCCGGGCUCACAUCUGCCCCCACCUUCUCUGCGUCCCCCAGGACCUCCCCAUCUUUUCUCAGCUGCCUCCUUAUACCCUGGUGGUGUAAGCCCCCCCCACUUUUCCUACCAAGCAGCUCCCCCUCCAGAAGGCUGUAAGCACACACUGUAAGCACACACACCUGUGAGGAGCCGUGGCCAGGGACACACAGAACUGGAACCAACGGGGCCUGGAGACAGAAGUGGUGGGUGAGCGGCUGGGGAGGAGGGAAGCUGCAGGAGACCCCACGAGAGGCCAGGCGCAUUGGGGCCCGAGGAAUGGCAGCUGGUUGGAACUGGCAGUGUCAGGAAGGAGGGGCGAUCAGGGUGCUCCCAGGACCAGCUUCCCAGGAGGGGAAGCCGAGGCGAAGAGGAGGUGGAGGGGGCUGAGGCCACUUCUGUGGUCUGGCGCAGUGGCUCUCCCAGGGGCCGCAGCGUGUCCGGUGCCGCGACGUGCGCGCUGCCAGGCGUGGUCUGCAGCCUGGACAGAGCACGCGGCAGGUGUGGAAGUACCUCUGUGCAGCCGUGCUCUGGGGAAGGAUCAUUCACGAAGUCGCUUAAAAGGAUUGCUGUUGUCACAAUAGAAUUUUGUCAGCAAAGGUACUACCGUCCACGAAAGGGUGCUAAAAACGAAGCGGCUGUGAUGUGGGAGCCCACAGACAUUCUCGAUGUUAAAAAGAGAUUUCUCAUACUUUAAAUUUUGUUAACCAUAAUCGUGGCUCUGGAGUCAGACAGACUGGGCUCCAAUCUGCCCUUAUUUGCUGAGUGACUUCGGGUAACCCCUCGCGCCUUGGUUUUGCCUCCUGUGAGGUAGAAGAGAGAGCCGCUUUAAGCCUCCUGGCAUGUCAUCCAUGCUUCAGCUAGGAGGUUCUGUCAACGUGGUUUUCGUUCUUCGUGACCAAGAGCUGAGGAUGAGCACGCUCAGAACAAGAAGGGGCGUGUGGCCAGGGGCCCAGCGGGAAAUGAGGAGCCCGGGACAGCCUUGUCCAGCUAGAGGGUCUGCAUCUUAAGAAACCAUGCAUUCUUUACCUUUAAAAAAGCAGCCCAA